This is a messenger RNA of Daldinia caldariorum, 1450 nucleotides long. Its product is annotated as Calcipressin-domain-containing protein. Gene Ontology annotation, cellular component: nucleus; cytoplasm. Gene Ontology annotation, biological process: calcium-mediated signaling. Bases 304 to 1092 code for a protein of 262 amino acids. The record is from RefSeq and is a predicted model, not a curated record. The transcript has a single exon. Lineage: Eukaryota; Fungi; Ascomycota; Sordariomycetes; Xylariales; Hypoxylaceae. Gene Ontology annotation, molecular function: nucleic acid binding; calcium-dependent protein serine/threonine phosphatase regulator activity.
AAUCGCUAUAAUUUCCACCGCUCUUGCGCAGCCACUUACCGAGAUCUAAUACAUAUUCCACUACAUCUCCUCUUCUUUCCUUUCCUUUCCUUCCCUCUUCUUACAACUAACUACUUCACUCUUACCUCUCACCAACAGAACUUGAACAAACUGAGAGCUCUUCAAUUGGAAGGGAAUAUUAUAUUUCUCGGCGUUGAUCUUAUCAAACUUCGGCGUUCAUAAAUUAUCGAACUCUCUCUUUUUCAUCGUAGUUAACUCUACAGCCAAAACAUCUUACUUUUGGAAAUUACCGCCCAAGACAACAUGUCCGGCCCUCAAUCACCAACAUCUAUCCCCUCCUCGCCCUUGCGGCCCCUCAUGGAGCGACGUGGGUCAUCCAGAUCUUUAUCUCUAGAUUUCUCCAGCCUACCGCCGUUAACGCAGCCCACGCCACCCACCAACACUCUACUCAUCACUAACUUAAACGACCCCGAAAUCUUCCGCCCUGAUAACCUACAAACCCUCCGUGAUCUCAUUCAAGGAACCGCGCCGAUAUAUACCUGGUCACCGUUAAAGUCAUUCCGCCGCAUAGUUGUGUCUUUCUACGAUGAGCAGGCUGCCAUCAGGGUACGAUCAGUAUGGGACGGCGAAGCAAUCAUGGGCGAGCGGUGUCGAGUCUACUUCGGACAACCUACUCCUCUCGACCUCCAAAAGGAUGACCGGUUACAGCUCCCAGACGCCGGAAAGCUAUUUUUCAUCAGCCCGCCCCCUUCACCGCCUCACGGCUGGGAGAUGAAGUUGGAGGACGCGCCGAACAAGCAAGUUCACGCCGAAGACCUGGCAGAAGCCUUAGCAAAACUGCGCCACCAAGCAUCACCCGCGGAUGCUUCUCCAGUCUCUCCGGUCGAGUCCGGUCCCGCCUCGUUCAAGACUAGGAGUAGGAGUAGCACCUUAAUCUACCACCCGGAGGAGCACGGUGGCAGUCCUAAUCUACCAGCUAUUUCUGUGGAUGACAUGACAGAUGAGCCUUCAGAGCUAGGACUCGCUCUCGGUCGAAAUACGCCUCCGAUAAAGACGCACACAGCCCGGCCACCUGUUGAGCUUAUGGAAUAGAGUGUAUAUUUAUUACAUACGGCCUAUAAUCGGACAGGGAUUGAAAACGAGUAUAUUUAUUCAUUUCUCUUGCAGUUUUGGUAGUAUGGCGUUCCGGAUGGGUUAAUGGUCUUGAGUCUAGAGCCUGGGUCGAUAUCCACAUUUACCGCAGCAUAGCAUCGCCUGUGAAAAGACAUAGCAUUUAUACGCCAAGAAAUGGGCGCGUUCAAGGGGUUGAUUAUACGGGCUGUCUAUAGAGGGUAGAGCUUAAAGGCGAGGAAUUCAGUGGCAUGGGAAGCAUUCAUAUUGUACGAUAUCCGUUCUAGUUUAUACACCAGCCCAAUACCAAUAUGAAGUGUACAAACGUGUUUACAAACAU